AGUCGAAGAGGUGAAUUUUGGAUUCAUCUCUGAAGCAGAAAACGCAGCAUUUGUCUCUAACAUCCUCCAAAAUACCCCUUUUAAACAGUUGAUCUUUAGUCGAUAAUCUGCCGAGAAACAAUCUCCAACUGAACAUCUGAAUCUUAGAAGGAACUUUCAACUUCCAAAGAGAUACGAAAUCUGUGCCGUUGUGAGCAGGAAUGCUAACGUCUUGGAGGAUGACGUUAGCGCAAGAUUUUACCGAAAAAAUAUAGUUUUUCUCCGGAAUCCACUCGAAACUAUCGUUCUUGUUCUGCCUCAGGCAAUACGCCUGCAACAGAUCCGAAAACUCCGUCAAGUGCAGCCUGUCCUCAACCUCGGUGUCUCGCACUAUGUUAUCAAAGAUCCACUGCCAACUGUCUUCAACCCACUCUCCCGCUUCUGCCACGCUCGUCGGCUCGUCAGUGGCUGCGCUUCCUUCAAACUCACACACAAUCACUUCUCGCACUCUCGGAGACGACCCUAUGUAUGAGAGGCACCAGCAAUGGAUGAAUUACUAUGGCAAAGUUUAUAAGGAUUCUCAAGAAAGGGAGAGUCGUCUAAAGAUAUUCGCAGAAAACGUGAACUACAUUGAAGCGUCUAACAAUGUUGACAGUAACAAAUCAUACAAACUAGGCAUCAAUCAAUUUGCAGACCUCACCAACGAGGAGUUCACAACAUCUAGAAACAAAUUCAAGGGGCAUAUGUGCUCCUCAAUCACAAGAACAUCUACUUUUAAGUAUGAAAAUGCAAGUGCGGUUCCAUCCACCGUUGAUUGGAGGAAGAAAGGAGCAGUGACUCCUGUGAAGAAUCAAGGCCAAUGUGGAUGUUGCUGGGCAUUUUCUGCUGUUGCAGCAACUGAAGGAAUUCAUCAGUUGAGUACAGGAAAAUUAGUCUCUUUAUCAGAACAAGAACUUGUUGAUUGCGACACAAAAGGUGUGGACCAAGGUUGUGAGGGUGGUCUUAUGGAUGAUGCUUUCAAAUUCAUCAUUCAAAAUCACGGACUCACCACUGAAGCUCAAUACCCCUAUCAAGGUGUUGACGGAACGUGCAGUGCAAACCAAGCAUCCACCCAAGCAGCUACCAUUACAGGAUAUGAAGAUGUCCCGGCCAACAAUGAGCAGGCACUACAAAAAGCGGUUGCAAAUCAACCAAUUUCUGUAGCCAUUGAUGCUAGCGGAUCCGACUUUCAGUUUUACAAAAGUGGUGUGUUUACUGGUUCAUGUGGAACUGAGUUGGACCACGGGGUCACUGCUGUGGGUUAUGGUGUGGAUAGUGAUGGAACCAAAUAUUGGUUGGUUAAAAACUCAUGGGGAACAGAUUGGGGUGAAGAAGGAUACAUUAGAAUGCAAAUGGGAGUUGAUGCAGCUGAAGGACUGUGUGGCAUUGCAAUGCAAGCAUCUUACCCUACUGCUUAAAUAUUAAACUGAAGUACUUAUGUUACCCAAACUCUGUAAAUCAAACUAAAUUAUGAAUGAUUGUGCAUUUAUCAUCUAUUAGCUGAUUCAAUCAUGGUUUCUGUAACUAUUUAAACAUAUUAUAUAUACAGCUACUUUGGCA
This is a messenger RNA of Vicia villosa (hairy vetch), 1578 nucleotides long. RefSeq names its product senescence-specific cysteine protease SAG39-like. Gene Ontology annotation, cellular component: lysosome. The record is from RefSeq and is a predicted model, not a curated record. The transcript has 3 exons. The coding region runs from base 372 to 1436 and encodes 354 amino acids. Gene Ontology annotation, molecular function: cysteine-type endopeptidase activity. Lineage: Eukaryota; Viridiplantae; Streptophyta; Magnoliopsida; Fabales; Fabaceae.